AUGGAACAAGGGCUCUUACCCCCGGGGCAUCCCCCCAUCUCCAAAGACAUCCCCGGCGAAGUCUGUCCCGUCAUGUCCACCUCCGCCGGCGCUCGAGAAGCCGAACGACUCGCCGAAUUCGAAGCCCUACGCGAAAGGUCCAAACGUCAAUCCAAAUCCUCGAUCGGGGUAGGCGUCUUCACCUUGGGGACGAGGAUGAGCAAGUUGGCGAUGGUGCAGACCAACCUCGUAAAACAGAACUUGGAGAAGCUGUGGCCCGGGACCGAGAUUCGUAUCUAUGGAAUGGUCAGUUCGGAAUUCAGUGUGCACUUGGUUCUUUCUAUCACGGUCCUUUGAGGUGGUGUAUCAUCCAAAGUCGAUUGCCUUGCCGUACGACCGGCCGUAGAGGAUUUCCUCCUUCCUCCGGGUGGUCGGCGGCCAUCGAACGAUCGAACGAUUCACCGCCCCUCGCAAUUGGGCCCGCACAGAUCUUUGCACUCACUUCGACGAUACCCAUGCAUUCACUAUGCUCUGAAAAGCUCCUUUGACCAAGACUUCUUAAUCCCUCGCCCCACAGACAACAGCCGGUGACAAGAACCAAUCCCAACCCCUGUACCUGCUCGGCGGCAAAGGUUCGUCCCUUGCCCGGAUGCCUCUACACCGGGUCUAAUACUAGGAAGCUGAUCCACCUCCGUUCUCUUCACACAUCAGCCCUCUGGACAAAAGAGCUCGAAGUCGCUCUGAUGGACGGCUCCGUCGAUGCUAUCGUGCAUUCGCUCAAGGACGUCCCGACCGAAUUCCCCCCAGGCUGCGAACUCGGCGCCGUACUCGAACGCGAGGAUCCCAGCGAUGCGCUUUGCGUCAAAAAGGGUCUACCUUACACCUCGCUCGAGCAGUUCCCGCAUGGCAGUGUGAUUGGCACGAGUAGUGUGCGCCGCGUUGCUCAGUUGAGGAGGAGGUUUCCCUGGCUCAAAUUCGCCGAUGUCGUACGUCGUCGUAGUAUAUCUCACCUGUUCGAGGCUGUUUUUUCGUGGAACUGACUCCAUAGACCUUUGUACAACAGCGAGGACUGGUGCAAACUCGCCUGCGCAAACUCGAUGACCCGGAAUCGCAAUACACGGGCUUGAUCCUCGCCUCGGCAGGUCUGAUCCGACUCGGCUUAGCCGACCGCAUCACCGCAUCCGUCACCUCUCCCACGUUGUACCACGCCGUUGGCCAAGGAGCGAUCGGAGUCGAAUGUCGUCAAGGCGAUGAACGCGCGCACGAGAUUGUCGGUUCGAUCGAGCAUUGGCAAACGGGGUGGCGUACGAGGGCCGAACGGAGCAUGCUUCACGUGCUGGAAGGGGGUUGUUCGGUCCCCGUUGGGUGUGAAAGUGAAAUUGUUGAGCUUCCUUUGACGUCGAGUCCACCUUCGAACCGAACGAAUGGGUUUCAUUCCGCUUCGGCAUCGUCGUCGGAUUCGGUUCUCGAUGAAGGGAUCGCAACGACGACGAACGGGCACCAUGCCGGACAUGCCUACCCGCACAUCGACGAUCCCCACACCGCAUCGCUCACCCUCACAGGGACGAUCACCUCCCUCGCCGGGACGCAAGCCGUCGAAUUUUCCAUCACGCGCACGGUCCACUCGAUUCAAGAUUCCGAAGCGCUAGGAGCGGACGUCGCGAGGGAACUCAUCGCACGAGGAGGAAGGGACAUUUUGACUGAGUUGGGGAGACAUGUGAAAGAGGUUAGAGGGGAGGAAGGGAGGGAGGUGCCUUUUGAGAGUAAUGGGAGGGCGGCGGGGAAUAUCCCGCCGGCGACUUCGAAGGAAUGGAGGGGGGAGACGGAGGAGGGGUUCCAGGGCAUUGAGACGACAUUGGUUCAUCCGACGACGGGCACGAAUGGGAACCCCAAGAGUCCGCAUAGGACGGUGUUCAAGGAGGGGGAGGUGUGCUUGAGGCCUGCGGGGUGGUAA
Messenger RNA from Microbotryum saponariae, 1933 nucleotides. NCBI's taxonomy places the organism in Eukaryota, Fungi, Basidiomycota, Microbotryomycetes, Microbotryales, Microbotryaceae. The record is from the annotation of a GenBank genome assembly.